AUGUCUGCAUUGACACGGAUCACUGAGAUCGGUGCAGAAAUGGCUCAACUUGCAAGAGCAACAAGAAAAGCUCGGAAUCAACAAUUCACAAAGGCUCAGCGAAUUACAGGCUCAGAGAGCGACGUUGGCGAGACCGUGUUGAGUCAAGUGAAGCAGGUUGCUGCCGCUGCUGCUCCUACUCCACAACCGCGAUCAACACCCCGCUCUCGAGGAAGUCAUGCCAGCCGGCAGACACAUUUCGAGACUGGUCACGAGUCACCACAAUAUCAACCUCAGAUGUACCUGGCCAGUCAUAACCAAUUCCCAAGCACAAGCACGGCGCAAUUCCAAGAGUACUCUACUGGUAAUGCUAAUCAGACUCAAAUUGUUCAUCAGCAGGAGCAGGUUUGUGGUCGCCAGCAAAACCAACAGCGGACGUAUAGGGCUCAAACUGCAACUACCACUGUGUAUCAUCCACCGCCGCAACUGCCACCCGGCACUGUAUAUGUGCAGAACGUUCCACAAGCAGCGCAAGCCCAAUUCACAUCUUCUCAGCCAACAGUAGGAAGUGGUUCGGCAACAGCAUCAGAGGCGUUCGUUCGUGAUAGCGCGAUCAUUGCUGCUCUACGUGAUACGGAUUACGAAUCAGCUGAGAAACCAAAGCUGGCAAAUCCACCAUCGAAGCCUUCUAGCUCGAAAUCGAUCAUGCAGCAGUAUGAAUAUCACACGUUUGAUGAAAUUCCUCGAGUGGUAUCACCAUACAAGUCGCCGUCACCAUUCAAGUCUCCUGCGAGUAGUAUUCGGUCGGAAAAGAGUGAGGCUCGUAGUACUCCACUGCCACCUCCGCUCUCAAGUGUGGUUACUCGUAGGAGUACUCCUUUG
Molecule: messenger RNA, 861 nt
Organism: Ostertagia ostertagi
Lineage: Eukaryota; Metazoa; Nematoda; Chromadorea; Rhabditida; Trichostrongylidae
Source: the annotation of a GenBank genome assembly